AUGAUGAUGGAGAGUCAGGGGCUCGGUUGCCCUGGUAACUGUCUCCCUGGUGACAGCCGCCGCCUGGCGGUGCGGUCCUCCCGGUCGGGUCCUCCGCCGUCCCGGCGUCCCUCACUGCGCUCCAACAUGGCGGCGCCCAGUCAGGCGGAGGAGCCGCCGCCGCCGCCGCCGCCGCCCGCGCUCAGACCGCGCUUCGGCUCCCGCUUCCUGACCGAACCGGGACAAGUCUUUCAGCACAACGCCUGGGAUAACGUGGAGUGGUCUGAGGAACAGGAAGCUGCCGCAAGGAAGAAGGUGGAGGAAAGUUGCAGCCAGCUUGUACCGUCAGAGAAGCGAGAGGACUACGAGAACAAAGCGAAUAGCUACUGGAACGACUUUUAUAAAAUCCACGACAACCGCUUUUUCAAGGACCGUCACUGGCUGUUCACGGAGUUUCCUGAGCUCGUUCCCAACUGUAAACAGUCGCUGGUGGAUAAAUCCCAACCUCAAGCAACGGCUCCAGAUUCGUGCGAGGACACCGAAUCCAAGGGUUGUAAGGAUGAUCGCUGCCCAUCACAGACAUGCCUGGGAAAAGCCCGUUUGUCCCUCCAGAAACAGGACCUACAGACAGAGGCAGACAGUGAGGGAGAUGGUUGUACAGCAGACAGACUCACAGAUGCUUUUUUGAGCAGGAGUUCUCUGGAAGAAACAGAGCCGAGUGAGACAAACAUAAACUAUCCAGGAUUCUCUGCAACGUUCCGUAUACUUGAGGUCGGCUGUGGAGCUGGAAAUACCGUGUUUCCCAUUUUGAAAACUAACAAUGACCCUGCCAUGUUUGUUUACUGCUGCGAUUUCUCCAGCACUGCAGUGGAAAUCGUGAAGAUGCACCCUGAUUACAACCCCUCUCGCUGCUUUGCUUUCGUCCACGAUCUGUGUGACGAGUCAGACAGGUAUCCGGUGCCAGACAACAGCCUGGACAUCAUCAUCCUUAUAUUUGUGCUGUCAGCCAUACAUCCAGACAAAAUGCAAGCUGUUAUUAGUGGAUUGAAUCGACUUCUAAAGCCAGGAGGGAUGAUUCUGUUCAGGGACUACGGACGUUAUGAUCUGGCGCAGCUACGAUUUAAAAAAGGUCGCUGUUUGUCUGAGAAUUUCUACGUUCGAGGAGAUGGGACCAGAGUCUAUUUUUUCACACAAGAGGGCUUGGAGGAGCUGUUCACCUCGGCUGGGAUGGAGAAAGUCCAGAACCUCGUCGACCGUCGGCUGCAAGUCAACCGCGGGAAACAGCUGACCAUGUACCGCGUGUGGAUCCAGUGCAAAUAUCGCAAACCCCUCGAGGCAGAGAGUUGAGUGCGGAGUGAGGCUUCACUGUCUCAGUGUGAGUGUGGAUCCAGCCCUCGCAGCUCACAGACGAGUUAUUUUCCAAAUGAUUAUUGGUUUCAUUGAAUUUUAAAUAGAUUUUUCAGUGAC
Molecule: messenger RNA, 1446 nt
Organism: Callorhinchus milii (elephant shark)
Lineage: Eukaryota; Metazoa; Chordata; Chondrichthyes; Chimaeriformes; Callorhinchidae
Product: tRNA N(3)-methylcytidine methyltransferase METTL2
Exons: 9
Coding region: 1-1326 (441 amino acids)
Molecular function (GO): tRNA (cytidine-N3)-methyltransferase activity
Source: RefSeq, a predicted model, not a curated record